UCACCGAAAUUCAUGCAGUCACCGGCGAUUGAAUCCUACAGGGGUUGGUGGACCAUUCCGUAUUACUCUUGCAAAAGUCAUCGCUGGUUGAUCUCCUACAGCGUCAACAUAUUGCCGCUGGACGCUCGACAUGGGGUUCGAGAAUUUCUAAGCGUGGAUAUUGAUAUAAGCGGUCUGGAAGUGAACCAGUGCGAUGGGUCAUCGCAGCAAUACGAAAAUGAGAUUCUGAGCAAUCAGAUAGCAUCGUUUAAGGGUACUCAUAAAUGUCAUAACGACACCACGCAGUGUGAAUAUGGAACUCCAUAUAAUGGUGGCGUCGGUAGUAGAUGGGCUAAGGGUGCGUACGUGUGUAAAUGUCGGAAGGGCUAUUACAGCCCGAGUCAACAUCGAUCUGGCUUUGAUGGGAUUCUCGUUGAAGCCGCAUGGAAAGAGAUGCAAGGGAACGUGAGCGACUCCUAUGCAAAGGUAUUUCGUUGCUUACGUUGCGCGCCCGGUUGUGCCAUGUGCAAGGGGCCCGAACCGUGCUUAGCUACUUACCAUUGGCCAUUUAGAAUCACCCUUCUAUCAUUUUCCAUAUUCUGUGUGUUCGGUACCAUCGUGUUGGUGGCAUAUAUGUAUAAACAUCGCAAGCUCAAAGUGUUCAAGGUUGCUUCACCGAUAUUUCUGUCCAUCACGCUGUUAGGUUGCGCUAUUAUGUACCUCGAAAUGGCCGCCAUAUUUCCUGUUUUGGAUAUGUACACGUGUAUCGCCACGAAGUGGACGAGACAUCUUGGCUUCUGUAUUUCUUACACGGCGUUGUUGAUGAAAACAUGGCGAGUUUCGCUCACUUACCGUGUCAAAAGCGCACACAAAGUCAAACUCACGGACAAACAGCUGUUGCAGUGGAUGGUUCCGAUAUUGUUAGUUAUGUUAAUUUACCUUGGCACAUGGACGCUAAGUGCACCGCCAUACGCCGAAGUGAUAGCGGACAACUAUGGUCUAAAGUUUUAUCAAUGUUCGUUCAAUUGGUGGGAUCAUAGUUUAGCAAUUGGAGAAAUUAAGUUCCUUGCAUGGGGUAUUAAGGUGUGUUACAACGUUCGUAAUGCAGAAAGUCUUUUCAACGAGGCCCGUCUAAUAAGCUACGCAAUUUACAACAUUGCAGCUGUGAAUAUAACCAUGAUCGCCAUUCACGUUUUCAUUUUUCCUCAUGCCGGGCCGGAUAUCAAAUAUUUGCUGGGAUUCUUACGCACACAACUUUCCACUUCUGUAACAAUAUUUGUCGUAUUUGGACCCAAGGUGUUUCGGGUGUUACGAGGUCAUGGCGAUCAAUGGGAUAGCCGAGCAAGAGCACGCGGUGUUACAGCAAGCUUUUCGUUAAAUGGAGCUGGCCUGCUACCUGAGGAAACCACAGAUUUAAUUCAAGAAAACGAAGAACUUAAGGAGGAGAUUCAGAAUCUAGCGGCGCAAAUCGAGUACAUGAAGAUCGUGCAUAUGCAGAUGUAUAAUCGCCACCUGAAACCGAAGGCCGGUGGAUACUUCAGUACCCAUGGCCACGGACACUCUCAUCCGUCCUCGGCGCAGAGUCCCAUCGCCAAGAGUUCGACGGCCAGUUUCAUAUUGAAACAGACAGCCGUGGAGCGAGGAGCGAGCGCGGCCGCAGCUGCCGCGGUUGAGGAUUCAACAUUCCCGUCUGGGAGCUUGCACAGGGCACGCAGGGCGGAGAUCCUGAAGGAGAGAAAAGCGGAAAGAGAGAGGGGUCGGGAGAGGGAACGGGAGAAAGAAAGAGAGAAGGAAAAGAAGGAAAAAGAAAAGGAAAAGGAGAUGGGGGAAGUGAAAGAACAAGAAAAGGUGAAGGAGGAUAAGGAGAAGAAGAAGGAAAGCGAGAAAGUAGAGGAAAAUGUCAAGGAGGUGCAAAAAGAGAAGGAAAACGAACAGCAGAAGGAAAAGGAGAAGGAAAAGGAAAAAGAAAAAGAACCGCAGGUGAAAGCACAAGGAGAAAAUCUAGAAAUAAGUGGAGGGAAUGUCUGA
This is a messenger RNA of Dufourea novaeangliae, 2007 nucleotides long. Its product is annotated as probable G-protein coupled receptor CG31760. Gene Ontology annotation, cellular component: membrane. The transcript is spliced from 12 exons. Gene Ontology annotation, biological process: G protein-coupled receptor signaling pathway. The record is from RefSeq and is a predicted model, not a curated record. The coding region runs from base 13 to 2007 and encodes 664 amino acids. Gene Ontology annotation, molecular function: G protein-coupled receptor activity. Lineage: Eukaryota; Metazoa; Arthropoda; Insecta; Hymenoptera; Halictidae.